AUGCAGCAAGAAUCUGCAGCUCACUCUGGCACCACGGAUAUAGCUGGUGUCCCCCUAACCCCCCUCGACAAAUGGCGAACCAUUCUCUCCUCAAGUUGCCUUCAUCUUUGGUUUGCGAUGGGCUGGCACGACGUCCUCGAUAUUGUGAUGUUCUUCCUGCCGUUGGCACAGCAGUAUCGAGGAUUUGACCAUCUGCUACUCAUCUGGCUACCUUUCACCCAGCAUCACACAAUGAUCCUCAACAUCCUAUGGGCAUUACUACCUGCAAAGACAAAGCUAACCUCUGGCUAUAUCUUGCCCUGGUUCAAAGUAAAUCUAGAGCCGGAGAAUGCACUACUUGCUUUUCUAUACCGGCAUUCCAACGUUCGUCUGGUUUUCAAACCUGACGAGGUUCAUUUCAGGCUCGAAAUCAAAGUCUUUCAGUACACGGUAAUGAUAUGGUGGAACCUGUCCAAUACAAUUACAACUGCCCGCAGUUUCUCCUUAUACCCCCUCGUACACCUGUCAGCAUGGACCAUGGCUGGACUAGGAAGAGCUUUGUCCCUUCUAGCUUUCGAAAGCUGGAAGGUCAAGAGCCCGAGAUCAAAACAAUGGAAUCCGAAGAAAGGCAAGAACAAGAAUAAAGGAAUAAAAGACAUCACCAACACUAGUGACGACGAAAGUCUGCCUCUUCCUUGUCAGACAAGCCAAACUGCUCUUGUAACUGGGACAGCUAGCAGAGCCAUCUCCCGGUGGGCCCUUAAAGUCCGACAGCUUCCUGGUUACUUGAUACAGGCUCGCAAGCGAUUUCAAGUCAACUACAAGACAUUGCCUUACGAGCACCAGGCUUGUCGGCCGGAGGCUCUGGUGAAUCCCUUGACAAAUCGAGGAAGGCCUCACGAAACCUCUUCUCAGGGCUUGCCUAUUUUCCAGCAGAAUUAA
Molecule: messenger RNA, 921 nt
Organism: Fusarium oxysporum Fo47
Lineage: Eukaryota; Fungi; Ascomycota; Sordariomycetes; Hypocreales; Nectriaceae
Exons: 2
Coding region: 1-921 (306 amino acids)
Source: RefSeq, a predicted model, not a curated record